This is a messenger RNA of Rhineura floridana, 4246 nucleotides long. RefSeq names its product pleckstrin homology and RUN domain containing M1 (gene PLEKHM1). The transcript is spliced from 13 exons. NCBI's taxonomy places the organism in Eukaryota, Metazoa, Chordata, Lepidosauria, Squamata, Rhineuridae. The record is from RefSeq and is a predicted model, not a curated record. The coding region runs from base 371 to 3571 and encodes 1066 amino acids.
CUGCUGCUUAAUAAGAGCCACGGGGGUGGAAGAAUUGAAACUCUCGAUUUGUGAUAUAGGUCACUCUAACUUUUCUAUCUCUAUGGCUCUAAGCGACCAUGUGACGUAAGUGGGCACGCUGCCGUCUGAACGCUGCCGCUUGGUCUACCAUUCAUUUUGGGUCUCCUCAACCAAGCGUCGUCGGCGUUACGUCGCUGAACCGGAAGGAGGAUCUGACCAUCUCUGAGAUGCAGAGUUUCAGAGGACUAAUUUCUGGAGAAUACCAGUAGCUGCUGGAUUUAGUACCCUGCUUUAAUAUUUGUGUGACUGCCUCAUUGAUAAUAUCAAGUUUAUCAUGUGAUUCUAGAACUGGGCAGAAGCACCAGUAGAUAUGCAUUCCAACCACACAACUGAGAAUGGAUGUCGGACACAGGAAGUUACCCAGUUAAUCAAGACUCAUCUGGUGAACUCUAUCAAAGCCUUGCAGAAACAUUAUGUGACCUCUGAUGCACUUGUAACCAGUGAAGAUGAAGACGCCAACACCCUCUGCUGUGCACUAGAAGCAGUGUUUGUGCACGGUUUAAAAGCCAAGCACAUCAAAGCAGGAGCAGGAGCAAAAGGGAGAAAACUCGGGGGACGUUUGCCCCUUCCCCAACCGGUAUUUUGGGCUCUGCUAAAGUCUAUCACGCACAGAAACAUCAUUUCUGAGCUGGAGCACUUGGACUUCAUCAACACAGAUGUGGGCCGCUGCCGCGCUUGGCUAAGGCUGGCACUGAAUGAUGGCCUAAUGGAAUGCUACCUGAAACUCUUGCUCCAUGAAAAAACUCACCUCUCUGAGUAUUACCAUUCACCAGCCCUGCUUCUGGACACUGAGGAGGUUGAGUUCCUCCUCAGUUACCUGCAGGGCUUAUCCUCCCUGGCCUUUCACCUCUCCUACAAAUCAGCAGUUUUGAACGAAUGGACUGUCACACCUUUAUCCUUGUCAGGGCUUUGCCCAGCUUCAGAGCUGCUUGUGGGACUGGAGCCAAGGAGGAAGGAAUCUCUGGGUUCCCUCUCGCAAUCUUCUGGCUCUGAUGAUGUCGAAGCUUCCCCAGCCCUCUUGCCUGUCGCUAAAAGUCAACAGGCAGAUAAACUCACAGGGUCCAACCUGAGCAUCAGCACAACAGGUUCCUCACAGCUGUCUUCCAGUCUCAGCUCUGACAGCCCUCUCCCUGGGACUUCUACUUUCACCCAGAACUUGGACAGAGGUGAGGAGCCCAUCUCAGAUGACUCUGAACUUGGCACGGUAACAGCAAAACACUUGGAUCAGUCCCUCCAAGAGGUGCUAACAGAAUUCAGCAGAGCACAGAGAAAGUCAGAAUUUAAAGAAGUCAAUCAAGCGGACACACUGCUGGAGUCUUCCUCACCCAAGUGCCCCUGCCCUGCCACUAGUCUCUGCACUGCACGCCUUCCUUGUCCUAUAACAGCCGAAUGCCCUGCUGAUACCAAACCACCUCCUAACACAGAAAAUCCACAGCUUCCAAGUCCAGACAACCCACUUAAAACCGAGGAAGUGGCUGUUAGUUCCAGGAUCCAGCAGGCAUCCAUGCCAGUCAUAACACACAUUGACAGAGGCAUAGUGGAUGCAUCCCAAACUCAUCAUAACAUCAAGAGAGGAACUGAAUAUGGGAUCAGCCAAGUUAAUGGUCAUGAAGAAAGCCAUCUAGGGACAGGACGACUUCUCUCACUAAUCUCGCCAGUGGUCUAUCCGAAAACAAGCUGGAUCACUGAGGAUGAUAUUUACCUUCCUUCUUCUCUUGAGGAGAUGGGAAAAGGCCUCUGCCAUUCACCCAGUACCUCACCAGAGCAGCCUGAUAAUAGCCAGCCAUCGAUACAAAGCAGUGCUCUGGAUCCAGACAAGCUUCACGUGACCUCGUUGGAGGCCAGCAAACCCAAACUGUCCCCUGAGAGGGAAGUGAAAGGCUUUAGUGUUGUUCACCGGAGGCAAAUGGGCCUUUCGAAUCCAUGCCGUGGCCUGCUGCAGUUAGGGACCCUGGAGCGGCGAGGGGGCAUGGGCAUCUGGAAGGAGUUCUUCUGUGAGCUCUCGCCACUGGAGCUGCGUCUCUUUGUGAACAGCAAGGAGCGGGUAUGUGUGGAAACCUGUUCCCUGCUGCGGUGUGAGUCCCUGGGAAUAGCUCACAGUGAUGGCCGCUUUGACCUGGUCUUCUCAGGCAAACGGCUGUGCCUUCGGGCCACCUGUCGGGAUGAGGCAGAGGACUGGCUGGAUCGGCUGCGCGAGGCCAUUCAGAAAUGUCGGCCUCAGCAGGAUGAAGACUGGGAAACCCUGGAGAGCUCUGAGCCAGUGGAGGACCUUGAAGCAAACUCUGCUGGUGGGCCACCUGGCCAAUUGUCUGCCCUCUUACAAUACAACGGGACUGGCAGUAAUGGACUGGACUGGACGUGUGCCUUGGCACCCGAGUUGGAUGCAGUCAAAGAGUCUGUUUUGUACCUGGAGACUGAAAGAACGUGGGCCCCUUUUGUGUUCUCCUUGUCCUUAGAAGCCUUGAAGUGCUUCAAAGCCAGGAAUGGUGAGAAAACACUGAACAACAGCUAUGGGAUUGAGACCAUACAGGACAUUUUGCCUGAUGUGAGCCUGGGUGGGCCUGCCUUCUUCAAGGUCAUAACUUCAAAAGCAGUGCUGAAGCUGAGGGCUGAGAACGCAGAGGAGGCUGCUGAUUGGAGAGACUUGGUCCGUCGAAUGCUUAUGUCCUACCUGGAAGCUGCAGAGGAGGCACUGACCCUUGGAGGUAACCUGGACGGGAACUCGCAGGUAGUCUUGAAGAGCACCGUCAAGGGGAAUGGCUUCCUCCUAAAGUACCUGGUUGCUAUCGCAACAGAGAAAGGACUGGAUUGCCAGAGCUUCAUCUGUGCAGGCUGCUCCAGGCAGAUUGGCUUUUCCUUCGUGAAGCCGAAGCUGUGUUCGUUCACAGGCCUCUACUACUGUGACAGUUGUCACUGGGAUGAAGAGUCAGUGAUUCCUUCACGAAUGAUUCAUAACUGGGAUCUCACCAGGCAUCCGAUCUGUCACCAAGCUCUGACGUUCCUGACCCAAAUUCACAGCCAGCCUUUGAUUAACUUGAAGCUAGUGAACGCGGCCCUCUACGACCAUGUGGACCAUAUGAGUCAUAUCUACAAGAGCCGUGAGCAGCUGAAGCUCCUUGGUGACUACCUUGUUCUUUGCCGCAGUGGGGCCCUGAAGGAGAUCAGCAAGAGGCUUGAUCACCGGCACUACCUCCUGGAAUGUCCCCAUAAAUACAGCGUGGCUGACCUGAGGCAGAUAGCAGAUGGGGUGUUUGAGACAUUCCUCCAGUCUCUGAUUCAGUUUGCCUCCCACCAUGUCUACAAUUGUGACCUUUGUACCCAGAGGGGUUUCAUCUGCCAGAUCUGUAACAGUAAUGACAUCAUCUUCCCCUUUGAAUUUGACACAACUACCAGGUGUAAGGAAUGUAAAACUGUCUUCCACAGCAGCUGCCAGGCAAAUGCCAUUUUCUGCCCUCGCUGCAUCCGCCGGGAGAAAUACCAGCAGAAAUUGCAAGCAUCCCUUUAUAAAUGACCUCAGGGUACACCACCCCUUGAAGACAACCCAGAAGAAAGCAGAGGCAAGCUUUGGAGCCAACCAAGGGUGCUGCCAGCCACACAUCUCUUUCCACCUGGAGGUCUAGCCUAGCAGAGACCAUGUGGCCCCUUAUAGGCUUUGGUAGCAUCAACUAUGGAGAAGCGGCCCAACAGAGAGUAGGAGGGAAGAAAAGGGUGACUUCCUCAUACUGAGCUGGUGCUGCCUCUUGGAGCCAGUUCCUUCAUUCUCUCCUGCCUUUAAAUACCUGAUUGCCUCAUGAGCAGCGAGCAUUGGAUACACAUAAGAUAUGUGAAACCAGGACUCCUAGGGAAAUUAAACAUUAGUGGACAUCUCGAUUCAACCACAACAGAGAGACGGAGUGAAUGGGUUUUUUUAAAAAAAAUUAACGCACUUUGUAGCAGAGUUCUCAUGCCUUCUGCACUUUACAGGCUACCCCUGAAUCACCACGUGCCAAAUGGCUGAAUCCUCUGGGAACACAUUCCAUCCUUCCAACUCUUGGUGUCCUCUAAGCAAAGUGACCUUCUUAUAAAGAAUAAACCACUUCUCUGUUCCUUAUUUUUUAACGCUAGGCCAACGGAUUCCAGAGAUGAAUUUUUAUUUUUCCUUUACUCUUCUAUGCAGAUAAUUAAAGUUUAUUUAAUACGGAACUAA